This is a messenger RNA of Mustela lutreola (European mink), 3152 nucleotides long. It is a transcript of the gene EXD1, whose product is annotated as exonuclease 3'-5' domain containing 1. Lineage: Eukaryota; Metazoa; Chordata; Mammalia; Carnivora; Mustelidae. The record is from RefSeq and is a predicted model, not a curated record. The transcript is spliced from 12 exons. Bases 368 to 2077 code for a protein of 569 amino acids. Gene Ontology annotation, biological process: nucleobase-containing compound metabolic process. Gene Ontology annotation, molecular function: 3'-5' exonuclease activity; nucleic acid binding.
AACCUCCGGGCCGCGCGCCGAUUGGCUCCUUGGGAAACAGCCGGGACUUCUGGUUCCGCCAGGCUGGCGUCCGCUCUUCGGUGUGGGUUUUCAGUCCUGUGUACUUUUCUCCUGUUUUUCUGGUCUCUGUCCUUUGAUAACCGCCAACGCCAGCUUGGAACUCCCCGAGAGUUCUUCCUUCACAGCAGUACCUCCUUUUUUAGUUCAAGCUGUAAGAAGUCGAGCUUCAUUUGGCUGAAAUUGGGACAGGAUUUCCCAAACUUCCUUCGGGGAAAAAAUAACCUAACUAACGGUGGACAAGAUUGAAUUCCUAGCUGUUUGUAUAAUUAAAGAAGAUAUCUGAAGACUGCUUUUGGAAUCGAAUAGCAUGGAUCCUAGCAGUGACUACCAUUUCCUCAAUCAGAUUUUGUGGAGAAGGGUGAAACUCACUUUGGUUUCUGGCGUAUUUGAGGGAGUUCUCCAGCAUGUGGAUCCUAACAAGAUUGUUGUCCUGAAGAAAGUGAAGAAUGUGGAGACUGGUCGAAGUGUUCCAGGAGUGAAGAUGUUUUUUGGGCAUGAGAUUCUGAACGUGGAACUGCUGGAUGAAGUGGAACAAGGUGCGAUGAGAGAAAAGGCAUCUUCUGUCAGUCUAAAUACAGAAAGAACCAGGAUGGAUAAAGGUGAAGACCUGAACAUAUGUGAGUCUCUUUCUCCUGCCUCUGAGCCACCAACCACCUCUCUGCUGAGUGACCUCAAGUUCAACCCAUCAGAGGAAGAGGAGGUAACAUACACAGUCAUUGAUCAGUUCCAGCAGAAGUUUGGUGCUGCAAUGCUCCACAUCAAGAAGCAGAGUGUCCUGAGUGUGGCAGCAGAAGGCGCUAAUGUGUGUCGUCAUGGGAAACUAUGUUGGCUUCAGGUGGCCACAAAUAGCCGAGUUUACUUAUUUGAUAUUUUCCUUCUGGGAAGUCGUGCUUUCAACAAUGGACUUCAGAUGGUAUUAGAAGACAAGAGAAUUUUGAAGGUUAUCCAUGAUUGUCGUUGGCUUUCUGAUUGCCUCUCUCAUCAGUAUGGAAUUUUGCUGAAUAAUGUCUUUGACACACAGGUAGCGGAUGUCCUUCAAUUUUCCAUGGAAACAGGUGGCUUUCUUCCAAACUGCAUCAGUACUUUACAGGAGAGUUUAAUCAGACACCUUAAGGUAGCCCCUAAAUAUCUCUCCUUUCUGGAAGAAAGACAGAAAUUGAUUCAGGAAAAUCCAGAAUUGUGGUUCACACGACCUCUUUCACCCUCCUUACUGAAAAUUUUGGCCCUGGAAGCUACCUACCUACUACCCCUUCGUCUGAUACUCCUGGAUGAGAUGAUGUCUGACCUAACCACCCUUGUGGAUGGGUACCUGAACACUUACCGAGAAGGGUCUGCAGACCGCCUGGGGGGCACAGAGCCUACAUGUAUGGAGCUUCCAGAAGAACUGCUUCAACUCAAGGACUUCCAGAAGCAGCGCAGAGAGAGAGCUGCAAGAGAAUAUAGGGUGAAUGCACAGGGACUCCUAAUAAGGACAGGGAUAUGUCCAAAGAAAUCAAUGACAGAGACAGUGGGGAAAGAGGGGAAAGGGGGGGUUUCGUUGCUUUGUAAGAACUCUACACCAGAUAAAACUCCAGGUUUUACAUCUCAUCGGGAUGGAAAUUUGCUGAUAGAAAAAUCUAAAAAUAAGCAAACUCUGACAGAAUCUCAACAUCAACCUCCCAUGAAGGAAGAAACCAGUGAGGAUGGUGUCAACAAACUCAUUUGCCCUGAGCCAGAGGGGCUAGAGGACCAGGGGAGAAUAAUUCAAAAAGAACACGGUAAGAUACCCAAACAGGAAUUUCAGACAAGUUUAUCUUUGAAAGAGGAGAUAGAACAGUUACUGAUGCUGGAAAACAAGGAUGACCUAAAAUGCACAAAACAAGAUGUUUCAGUGUCUCCUUCCCUUCCUCAGGAAACCGGAGUGUCUCCAAGUGAUACCUUUCUUCCUUUUAGAAAAGCUGUGCUUCCCACACUUCCUCCCUGUCCAGCCUUGGAGAAAACCGAUUCUUGGAUUAAUUUUUCUCCAAAUUUAUCUUAGAGAUGUGCAGUUUAUUCUUGAGACCGUGAAGGUGGCUCGUUUCCUGUGCCAGAAGGACUUUCCUCAGUGCUUAAGUUGGUCAUGUUGUAAAUUUAGGAUUGCCUCAGUCACAGAGGAAGGAAGACUUCAGCGAAAAUUAUAUCCUCUUGUUUUCUCCUGCAUGCCUAGAAUUUGGUUAGGAGGGAAUGAAUAAGUUAAAUAGUGGAAGAAGUAAAUGUUUUGAUUAUGUCACUGUGCAGAUGUGUUCCCAGUGUUUCAGAGUGAAUGAUUUCUCAUAAUUUGAAGAGGGGAAAAAAUCUUAGGCUUAGUACCUGGAAGAAUCUUUACUCUUAAACUUUUUUUUUUUUUAAUGUAAACCCUAUGCCCAAAGUGCAGCUUGAACUCACAAUCCCAAGUUUAAGAGUUGUAUGCUCUACCAAGUGAGCCAGCCAGACGCUCCUACUUUUAAACUUCUGUUGUAUUUUUUGGUUUGAAAGGGGUUGGUAAAAGUUGUAUCAAUAAGUUUUUAAAAAUUGGUACCUGAUAACUUUACCAGUACAUUUUUCUUUUUUAAAAUACUAACUCUAACUUGUCAAUUAUACCUCAAAAAAGCUAAAAAAAAAAAAAAACUUUAGUUUUGAAUUUUUAAUGUUUUUUUUGUCUUAUAUCAUAAACACAAAUUAAUGUUACUAAGGAAUCAAUAUCCCAGUUUUAAUUUCUUUUGAUUUCUUUACUUUUAGAAAGUUUUGUCUAUUUUCGUAACAAAGCAGGGACUUCUUUUGAGUAUAUCUGUUAUGUAAACUUGAAGUUUGAGUCCCUCUAUUUUCCUGGAGUUAGUAUACUUUUUUUUGUUAUUUUGUUUAAAAAAAUUUUUUUUAAUUUUUUGUAGGCUCCACACCCAGUGUAGGGCUUGAACUUACAACCCUGAGGUUGAGUUGCCUUCUCUACUGACUGAGCCAGCCAGGUGCCCCAGUUUGGUAUUCUUUCUUUGGGUGAAAGGAAGGUGGCUUGUACUGAAACCUUUUUAUAUUGAGUACUUGCAAGUUGCUCACAUUUUUUUGUGUACAAUAACCAAUAAACCUGUUGUGCCAUUGGA